GACUGAACAAACCAAUCAAUACACUACAAUACAGUGACCAAUCUCAUACACAAAAUUCACAACACCUCAAAACCAUUUCUUCAACUCACCUAGGGUUUCCUCUUUCUUUCUUUCUUCUUUCCUUUCAAAACGAAUCAUGAAUAAUCACAUAGCAAAUUCACCCUCCCGAAUAUUCUCUUAUUUCCAUCACUUUCCUUAAUUCUAUCUAACUAUAUUUAAUUACCUUUCUUAAUUACUCUUUCCAUCUCUUUUUUGUUGUUAAUCCUCUUUCAAAUCACGACAACGAUGCUUAACAGAUCAGCCAGAAUUCCAUUUCCGUUUCCAGUUUAUGAAGAUCGGCUAAACGGCGUCGUUUCUCAGAUUCUAAAUCUAACGGUUUCGAGUUUACUUCUCUGAUCUCACUUUUUUUUUAUUAGUCACGUUUUUCUAGAUGCAAAAUGCGUAGUGAGUCUUCUUUUUAGUACUGGUGGUGGUGGUGGAAGUUAAGUUGAAUUAGAAAAAAAGCGCGUUUGUCUGUGGUGUGUUUGGAUUGGAUAUUAAAAAAAAGUAUGGCAAUGUCCUGCAAGGAUGGUAAUAAGCAUUUAAUGGAUAAUGGAAAGUAUGUCCGUUAUACACCUGAGCAGGUUGAAGCUCUUGAGAGGCUUUAUCAUGACUGCCCUAAACCAAGUUCUAUUCGACGACAACAACUCAUACGCGAGUGUCCAAUUCUCUCCAAUAUUGAGCCUAGACAAAUCAAAGUUUGGUUCCAAAAUAGAAGAUGUAGAGAGAAGCAGAGAAAAGAAUCUUUCAGGUUACAAGGAGUGAAUAGGAAAUUGACUGCCAUGAACAAGCUGCUGAUGGAGGAAAAUGAUAGGUUGCAAAAGCAGGUGUCUCAUCUGGUGUACGAGAAUGGUUAUUUUCGUCAAAACACCCAAAAUACUGCGCAGGCAACCAAAGACACGAGCUGUGAAUCAGUUGUGACGAGUGGUCAGCACAACAUGUCUAGUCAACAUCCCCCAAGGGAUGCAAGUCCUGCAGGGCUUUUGUCCAUUGCAGAAGAAACUUUAGCAGAAUUUCUUUCAAAGGCUACUGGAACUGCUGUUGAGUGGGUCCAAAUGCCUGGAAUGAAGCCUGGUCCGGAUUCCAUUGGAAUCGUUGCUAUUUCUCAUGGUUGCACUGGUGUGGCAGCAAGAGCUUGUGGUCUAGUGGGACUAGAACCCACUAGGGUUGCAGAAAUCCUCAAAGACCGUCCUUUGUGGUUUCGCGAUUGCCGAGCUAUUGAUAUUGUCAAUGUGCUGCCCACUGCAAAUGGUGGAACCAUUGAGCUGCUUUAUAUGCAGCUAUAUGCACCAACCACAUUGGCACCUGCUCGAGACUUCUGGUUGUUACGCUACACUUCUGUUGUAGAAGACGGCAGCUUAGUGAUCUGUGAGAGGUCUCUUAAAAAUACUCAAAAUGGUCCAAGCAUGCCUCCUGUGCCGCAUUUUGUUAGAGCAGACAUGCUGCCUAGUGGGUACCUGAUAAGACCUUGUGAAGGAGGUGGUUCCAUCAUCCACGUUGUUGAUCAUAUGGAUUUGGAGCCAUGGAGUGUGCCAGAAGUUCUGCGUCCACUAUAUGAAUCAUCAACAAUGCUGGCUCAGAAGACAACUAUGGCGGCCCUACGUCAUCUAAGGCAGAUUUCGCAUGAAGUUUCUCAGUCCAACGUCACUGGGUGGGGUAGAAGACCAGCAGCUCUGCGAGCACUUAGCCAGAGAUUGAGCCGGGGUUUCAAUGAGGCACUCAAUGGGUUUACUGAUGAAGGAUGGACAAUGAUGGGCAAUGAUGGUGUUGAUGAUGUUACUAUUCUAGUGAAUUCAUCACCUGAAAAAUUAAUGGGUCUGAAUCUGUCCUUUGGCAAUGGAUUUCCUUCUGUCAGUAAUGCAGUGUUAUGUGCCAAGGCAUCAAUGCUAUUACAGAAUGUGCCUCCAGCCAUUCUCUUAAGGUUCCUGCGGGAACAUAGAUCAGAAUGGGCAGACACUAACAUGGAUGCUUACACAGCUGCUGCCAUUAAAGUUGGCCCUUGUAGCUUAACAGGAUCUCGCAUCGGAAACUAUGGGGGUCAAGUUAUACUCCCACUAGCUCACACUAUUGAGCAUGAGGAGUUUUUGGAAGUCAUUAAGUUGGACGGAGUUUCACAUUCUCCUGAAGACGCAAUGUUGCCCAGAGAAUUGUUUCUGUUGCAACUCUGCAGUGGAAUGGAUGAGAAUGCUAUUGGCACCUGUGCAGAACUUAUAUUUGCUCCAAUCGAUGCCUCAUUUGCUGAUGAUGCCCCACUUCUACCUUCUGGAUUUCGCAUCAUUCCUCUUGAAUCUGGAAAAGAGGCUUCCAGCCCUAAUCGCACUCUUGACCUUGCAUCUGCCCUUGACAUUGGCCCGACUGGAAACCGAGCUUCAAGUGAUAAUGCUGGAAAUUCUGGCUGUGUGAGAUCUGUGAUGACAAUAGCAUUUGAAUUUGCAUUUGAAAGUCAUAUGCAAGAGAAUGUAGCAUGCAUGGCACGUCAAUAUGUUCGCAGUAUUAUAUCAUCAGUCCAAAGGGUAGCAUUAGCACUUUCUCCUUCUCAUCUCAGUCCACAUGGUGGGCUGAGAUCACCAUUAGGUACUCCUGAAGCACAAACCCUGGCUCAUUGGAUCUGCAACAGUUAUAGGUGCUACUUGGGUGUGGAGCUGCUUAAAUCUAAUAACGAAGGAAAAGAAUCUAUACUCAAGUCCUUGUGGCAUCACUCAGAUGCUGUAUUAUGCUGCACUCUAAAGGCAUUGCCAGUGUUCACUUUCUCAAAUCAGGCAGGGCUCGACAUGCUGGAGACUACCCUAGUUGCAUUACAAGAUAUAACUCUAGAGAAAAUAUUUGACGAUCAUGGUCGAAAAACUCUCUUUUCAGAAUUUCCCCAGAUUAUUCAACAGGGUUUUGCAUGUCUCCAAGGUGGUAUUUGUCUCUCAAGCAUGGGGCGACCUGUCUCAUAUGAGAGAGUUGUUGCUUGGAAGGUGCUGAAUGAUGAAGAGAAUGCUCAUUGUAUUUGCUUUAUGUUUAUGAACUGGUCUUUUGUUUGACAUUAUGUUCGGAGUAUAGGUAUCAGUGUGUUAAGAACUUCAGAUGAAGACAUACUCCAAGACAUUUUUUUUUACAACACAUACUCCAAGACAUUUAUGCAUUGUGUUUUGUAUUUUUGUGAUUGAUACUGGAUUUGCUCUGAAAAAUUGGAUUUGAAUAUGAUAUGACUAUUUAUGUGUUGGCAUA
Cicer arietinum (chickpea) is the source of this 3252-nucleotide messenger RNA. RefSeq names its product homeobox-leucine zipper protein ATHB-15-like. NCBI's taxonomy places the organism in Eukaryota, Viridiplantae, Streptophyta, Magnoliopsida, Fabales, Fabaceae. Gene Ontology annotation, molecular function: DNA-binding transcription factor activity; DNA binding; lipid binding. The record is from RefSeq and is a predicted model, not a curated record.